Molecule: messenger RNA, 5399 nt
Organism: Pogoniulus pusillus (Red-fronted tinkerbird)
Lineage: Eukaryota; Metazoa; Chordata; Aves; Piciformes; Lybiidae
Gene: MID2
Product: midline 2
Exons: 10
Coding region: 110-2173 (687 amino acids)
Biological process (GO): protein localization to microtubule
Cellular component (GO): microtubule
Molecular function (GO): microtubule binding; zinc ion binding
Source: RefSeq, a predicted model, not a curated record
UCGCGCGCGCCUGCAAGAUGCCCGGGCCGCGGCGGGGCUGCCGCAGCCCGCGGGUACCAAACCACCUUCCCUGGAUUUUGAUGCUGAGUCAGAAUUGUUUUCACUAAAGAUGGAAACAUUGGAGUCAGAACUGACCUGCCCAAUCUGCUUGGAGUUGUUUGAGGACCCCCUCCUGCUGCCGUGUGCCCACAGCCUCUGCUUCAGCUGCGCCCACCGCAUCCUAGUGUCCAGCUGCUCCUCCAGCGAGUCCAUCGAGCCCAUCACCGCCUUCCAGUGCCCCACCUGCCGCUAUGUCAUCUCCCUCAACCACCGGGGCCUGGAGGGCCUCAAGAGGAAUGUGACCCUGCAGAACAUCAUCGACCGCUUCCAGAAGGCAUCCCUGAGCGGCCCCAACUCCCCCAACGAGAGCCGCCGCGAGAGGGCCUUCCGCAACAGCCCUACCAUGUCCGUGGCCGGCGAGAGGAUCGCCUGCCAGUUCUGCGAGCAGGACCCGCCGCGGGACGCCGUCAAGACCUGCAUCACCUGCGAGGUGUCCUACUGUGACCGCUGCCUGCGGGCCACGCACCCCAACAAGAAGCCCUUCACCAGCCACCGGCUGGUGGAGCCCGUGCCCGAUGCCCACUUCCGAGGACUGACGUGCCUGGAGCAUGAGAACGAGAAGGUGAACAUGUACUGUGUUGCUGACGACCAGCUCAUCUGUGCCUUAUGUAAGCUGGUGGGACGCCACCGGGACCACCAAGUGGCAUCCCUCAGUGAUCGCUUCGAAAAGCUAAAGCAAACCCUGGAGACAAAUCUCACCAACCUGGUUAAACGCAACAGUGAACUGGAGAACCAGAUGGCCAAGCUGAUACAGAUCUGCCAGCAAGUGGAGGUGAACACAGCCAUGCACGAGGCCAAGCUGAUGGAGGAGUGCGAUGAGCUGAUGGAGAUCAUCCGGCAGCGCAAGCAGGUCAUCGCCGUCAAGAUCAAGGAGACCAAGGUGAUGAAGCUGCGGAAGCUGGCCCAGCAGGUCGCCAACUGCCGGCAGUGUCUGGAGCGCUCCACGGUCCUCAUCAACCAGGCCGAGCACAUCCUGAAGGAGAACGACCACGCACGCUUCCUGCAGACAGCCAGGAACGUGGCAGAGAGGGUCGCCAUGGCAACUGCAUCCUCCCAGGUUCUGAUCCCAGAUAUCAAUUUUAAUGAUGCCUUCGAGAACUUCGCUUUGGAUUUCUCCAGAGAGAAGAAGUUGCUGGAGGGUCUGGAUUAUCUCACUGCGCCCAACCCGCCGUCGGUGCGCGAGGAGCUGUGCACGGCCUCCCACGACACCAUCACCGUCCACUGGCUGUCGGAGGACGAGUUCAGUGUCAGCUCCUACGAGCUGCAGUACACCAUCUUCACCGGCCAGGCCAACUUCAUCAGUCUAUACAACUCCAUGGACAGCUGGAUGAUUGUCCCCAACAUCAAGCAGAACCACUACACGGUGCACGGGCUGCAGAGCGGCACCCGCUACAUCUUCCUGGUGAAGGCCAUCAACCAGGCGGGCAGCAGGAACAGCGAGCCCGCCCGCCUCAAGACCAACAGUCAGCCCUUUAAGCUGGACCCCAAGAUGGCUCACAAGAAGUUGAAGAUCUCCAACGACGGGCUGCAGAUGGAGAAGGACGAGAGCUCCCUGAAGAAGAGCCACACGCCCGAGCGGUUCAGCGGGACGGGCUGCUACGGCGCGGCAGGGAACGUCUUCCUCGACAGCGGCUGCCACUACUGGGAGGUGGUGGUGGGAUCCUCCACCUGGUAUGCCAUCGGCGUGGCUUACAAAUCGGCGCCCAAGAACGAGUGGAUCGGGAAGAACUCCUCCUCCUGGGUCUUCUCCCGCUGCAACAACAACUUUGUGGUGAGGCACAACAACAAGGAGAUGCUGGUGGAGGUGCACCCGCAGAUGAAGCGCCUGGGCGUCCUCCUGGAUUACGACAACAACGCCCUCUCCUUCUACGACCCGGCCAACUCCCUGCACCUCCACACCUUCGAGGUCUCCUUCAUCCUGCCCGUCUGCCCCACCUUCACCAUCUGGAACAAGUCCUUGAUGAUCCUCUCGGGGCUGCCCGCCCCGGACUUCAUCGACUACCCGGAGCAGCAGGAGUGUAACUGCAGGCCCCAGGAGUCCCCGUACGUGUCAGGCAUGAAAACCUGCCACUAGGCUGCCCUCGCCCUGCCCGUGCCCCGCGCUGGCACCAGUGACGCCGGUGGGUGCCGGUGGCCAGAGCGCUCUGGCAGCCGUGCCCGGGAGCUGCUGCGUGGCCGAGGUGCUCCGGCAGGAGAGAGCCUCCCGACCCAGCUCCAUCCCUCUCCAAGGGAAGAGCCUCUUGCCGUGGCUGAAAAUAAACUCCCCUUGGCCAGCUGCACCCGUGGCCAGCGCAGCUCCUGCAGCUCCUUGGCGCUGCGCUCCCGAAGCAGGCGGUCACCUGGGUAGUUUUGUCUUCCUAUGGGGGCUGGAGAGGCUGGGCCAGGGUUUUGGGUGAUCUCCUGAGGUGCUGCUGUGCUCAGGGGAUGUGUCCUGAGGUGAUGGUGUGAUCAGGAUACAUCUCUUGAGGUGCUGGUGUGGUCAAAGGACAUCUCAUGAGGUGCUGCUGUGGUCAGGGGAUGUCUCCUGAGGUGAUGAUGUGGUCAAGGGGACAUCUUGUGAGGUGCUGGUGUGGUCAGGGGACAUCUUGUGAGGUGCUGGUGUGGUCAAGAGACAUCUUGUGAGAUGCUGUCGUGAUCAGGGGACACCUUGUGAGGUGCUGUCAUGGUCAGGGGAGAUCUUGUGAGGUGCUGGUGUGGUCAAGAGACAUCUUGUGAGAUGCUGUCGUGGUCAGGGGACAUCUUGUGAGGUGCUGCUGUGAUCAGGGGACAUGUCUUGCAUCCCAGCAAGACACAGGUUGGAACAGGAGGAGCAGUUGGCAUUCUGGAGCCCCUUGGUAGCUUGUCUGGAGGGCUAGGUGGGACCCAAGCAGCUUUUUCUGGGGAGGCCCUUCUGUUUGGCUGAAGUUGGGCAGGGUUCCUGCGGUGGCAAGUGAUUGCAUGGGCCCCUCGCUGCUGGCGAGUGCUGGCGUUGGCUAUGUGAUGAGUGGUGGUGGUGAUGUGGCAGAUGAUGGUUUCUUGGUGGGUGGUGGCUAUGUGGCAGGCAGUGGCUAUGUGGUGGGUGGUGGUUACGUGGUGGAUGGUCUGUGGGUGUGAGGGCAGCACUGAGAAGGAUGGCUCCACUGCUCCUCCUGGCCAUGAGUGUGCUCCUGGUGCUUGGCUGGCGUUGCAGACAGCUGCAGACCCUUGCCCCACUGUGUCUCCUCCUUUGGGAGCCCACCAGGACUCCGGGAGGCUGCCCCCCAACCCUUCAGCAUCUUGCCUCUGGCACAGAGGCUUGGUAGAUGGAGGAUCCAGCUGUGUCCUAGCAGGUGCAGCUCCUGUAGAGCUCCAUGAGUGCCGUGCCUGGUGUCCCUGCACAAAGCCACAUCUUCCCCUGCUGAGCAGAGGCUCCAGCCCUGCCCAGAGACCAUCCAUGACCCCACAGCUUGGUUUGUUCUCUGCCACGGUGGUGUGAGCAUAGAGCCUUCCUGUUUGCUCUCUGGUAAAGGACUGAGUUCACCCUGGGGCAGCCAGCUCUGGCCUAUUGGGAGCUUUUGGCUGCCACCAGCGCUCCCAAUACCCACAGGCACCAAGUCCCCUGGCCAAGCACUGGUUUCCACAUGUGCUUUAAAGCCAGGAGAAGCUGGGCUGGGCACCAUUGGUCCCUGUGUCCCAGGGAGCAAAGACCCAGUGUGGGCACCUGUAGACAGGGUCUGUGGCAUAGUUCAAGACAGGUGGGCAUGUGGACACCUCCUUCAGACCCACACAGGUGGCACAGCAUGGUGGAGAUGCUGGAGGAGGUCAGGCAGUAUGGUGGCCCAGGAUGGGCUGGUGAAUGAGCUUUGGUCCAUGGUUUGGAAAGCUCCUUCUGCCAGCUGUCAGAUGCCUUGGUGGCAUCGCGUGGGGACCUCCAGGCUCUGCCUCUCUGUUCUGGACCUUGCUGAUUGAGAACUACCUCAGUGCCCAGCUGUGGAGGGGUAGGUGACAGCACUUCAAGCCAUGUCCCACAGAGGCUGCAGGAGAGGAGCCAGCUGACCUUGUCCAAGCGUGGGUGCUCCCCACCAGCAGCCUGGGGACACUGCUAGUUCGGUCUGGUAGUGACAGCAGCCAGGAGAUGGCUUUGUCCAGGGAGAGUGUGACCAGAAGAGCCUGUUCCUCAGCCCAGCGUCCCUCAGCUUUGCCUGGGUGACAGCUUGGGGACUGCCUGCCUAGUGCUGGGGUGGCACCUGCAGGGAAGGGUCCUGCCACUUGAGCUGCCCAGCUGAGUUUAGGUUUCCCUCUGGUCCAGGCUGCUUCCCCACAGGACUUGGCAGGGCUUGGGUGGGCACUGUGGCUCUCCUUAGCAACUCCAUUUGCUUCUCAUGUGCCCACAGCAGGUGGGUACAGCAGGGUCCCGCUGGCCCUUCCUUCCCAGGGCCAGGCACACCAGCACAGGUGCUCUGGGAGAAGCAGCUGCCAGUUUCAGCCAGAGGCUUUCAGAGCCAUGCAGGGCUCUCACCAAAGCCCCUUUCCCAUGUGCUGCCCCUCAGGGGCUGCCCCAAGACAGACCCCAGACAGACCCAAGCACUGGAGAUGCCCUGGGUGCCCAGCUUCCCGCUGGCACUGGCACCACGUUGGUGGCAUGUGGACAGAGGACUCAGUCCCCCACAAGAGGUAUUUUCCUGCUGUUUGCACCUGAUGAAAUUGCACUAAUUACAGCGGGACCCCCAGGGACUCUCCUGGGGACCCCCCAGCCUCCCACACAUGCCUUGUCCCAGGGCCAGGCAGGAGGACACAGAGGGGAGUUCACAUGGCCAUGUCCCCAGGGGACCCCCUGAGCUGGCAGUCCUGGGGGAUGGGAGCCCCCAGCCACCCACCUUUCCCUCUCCUGGUUUUGGCAAAACAAAACUCCCCCAAGGAGGUGGGAGAAGCAGCCCCCACUCUGGUCCCCUCUGCCCCCUGCCCAGGAGGGAGUGACCCUCCUCGUGUGUGACACACAGCAGCAGCUUCGCUCUGUCCAAGCCCCCACAGGGUCACGAAUGAGCACAUUCCCCACAGGGCCCAGGACACGGGUUGGGGGUUGGGGGGGGGUCCCAGUGGGGCUGGGUGCUGCUACUGCCUCCCCUGCUCCAGGUCACUCCUUUGUACAGACUUGGGAUGCGGUAGGUCCUGGUACCCUCGGGCCCUCCUCCCCGCCUCUGUGACAUGCCCCUCUGGUUCUGCUCUGGGGAGGGUUGGGAAUCUUCCUGCUCUGGUUUGUCCCUUCUUUUGGUGGGGUUUUUUUUGCAACUCCUUUGUUAAUGUGUACAUAUAUAUAUAUAUAUAAAAUAUAAUAUAAUAUA